Messenger RNA from Dendrobium catenatum, 1040 nucleotides. RefSeq names its product protein CREG1. NCBI's taxonomy places the organism in Eukaryota, Viridiplantae, Streptophyta, Magnoliopsida, Asparagales, Orchidaceae. The record is from RefSeq and is a predicted model, not a curated record. The transcript is spliced from 6 exons. Bases 126 to 800 code for a protein of 224 amino acids.
GAGACUUCCGAGGAAGAAAAUCUUACCCAGAAUGGAUAUGGAUUACCAGAAGUGGGAACCACUUCUUGUAUUUAUAGCCAUUGGCUAAUCUUGUCUUUUUUCCAUCGAUCGGUUUUCCAUCCUAGAUGAAGCAAAGCGCCAUGGGAUAUUCCUCUUCUUCGCUAUCAUUCUUUGGAUUUUACGCUUUCUUUUUUCUCUCUCUCGUACUUCUUCAAUCUCCGCCCGCCGCGAGCGCUCGCGUUAUCCGUCUCCCGUCAAAGCCCGAUCCAAAGGACGCUGUCGGCACUGCUCGCUGGCUCGCGGGGCAGAAUUUCUGGGGCGUCCUCAGCACAAUUUCGAGCGAUCAAGAAGGAGCUCCAUUUGGAAAUGUUGUUUCAUUUAGUGAUGGAUUACCGGGUAAUGGGAGUGGUAUUCCAUAUUUUUAUUUAACAGAAUUAGACCCUACGGCAAGAGAUGCUUUGAAGGAUGCAAGAUCAUCUCUUACUUUAAGUGAGUAUCCGCUUGGAACUUGUGGCAAGAGAGAUCCUGAAAACCCAGCAUGCGCUAAGCUUACUCUAACCGGAAAGCUAAAAUUGGUCGAUACUUCAUCUGCCGAAACUGAGUUUGCUAAGAAUGCUCUGUUCGCUAAGCAUCCUGAAAUGCAAGACUGGCCAAGUGGUCACGACUUCAAAAUUUUCAGAUUAGACAUUGAGAAUAUAUUCCUGAUUGACUGGUUUGGUGGCCCCAAGCCUAUAACUCCAGCACAAUACCUCGAAAAUGGAAAGAACGAAAAAUACUUCCCUCUUAAUUUGCUGACAUAAAAUUUCUCAUAUCCGUUGCCAACGGUCUUAAAGAUCACUUGGUCUAAGUUAUGUACAGUAUGUUUAUGCCUGUAUCUAUUGCUGUAAUCAUAUUUACAAUUGUCGAAUGUAAUUUAUUCUGUGAAAAUUUAAUGAAUAAGUGCUGACUAAGUUGGAAAAUUGCCAUUUCUGUAUCAAUAAGGUGCUCCUUUUACAUUAAAAGAACAAUAUUCUUCAUGCAAUUGUCUUUCCAAACUUCAA